Molecule: messenger RNA, 1232 nt
Organism: Drosophila willistoni
Lineage: Eukaryota; Metazoa; Arthropoda; Insecta; Diptera; Drosophilidae
Product: protein kinase C-binding protein NELL2
Exons: 2
Coding region: 74-1144 (356 amino acids)
Source: RefSeq, a predicted model, not a curated record
ACGAAAAUUGCAUUCUGUUGCGCAACCGCAUUUGAAGUUUUAAGAGGUUGAAAAUUUUUCGUGAAAAAAAGAAAUGCACAUGGCACGACUUAAAUACUUAACUUUGCUACUACUAAUGGCAACUUGUGGCAUGGCAAUGGAACUGCUGGAAUUAUCCUGUUCCACAGAUGACCAUUGCUCACAAUUGGAACGUGGAAAAUGUCGAAAUUCCGUUUGCAUUUGCACAGCACGUGAUACUCAAGAAGAGGAGCCUUGCCAUCCCAUAGAAGAUUCCCAGAAACUGACUAAUAUUGUUGGUGGGCCAUGUCCCUGUAAGCAACCGCAUACCGAAUGCAUCGAGAUGGAACAACAGCAGAAGCAGUGCUUCUGCGCCGAGGGCUAUAUACCUAGUGUGGAUCGACGACGCUGCCUGCCGGAGAAAGUUGAAUUGGAUGGACAUUGUGAAUUGGAUGCCCAAUGCCAGAGGGCGGAGACAUUUAGUGUUUGCCAUCAGAACCGCUGCUUGUGCAAGACAAACUUUGAGCCGCAUCAACAACGUUGUCGAGCCGUUAUAGAUGUCAAGUGCUUAAACAACACGGAUUGCGAAACAUUCGGGGCGUCUGUCUGUAUGCCCAAUAUUUCAAAGUGCCUCUGCUCCAUUGAUCAAGUCCCCAAUCGCAAUAUGACCAAAUGCAUAGCGGGUGUUGCCUACGGUGAGAAUUGUAGCCAUAACCUAACAUGCCAGUUAACCCUAGGAGCCGCCGGACAAUGUCACGAAAAAGACCAUCGCUGUGCUUGCCGUGCUAUGCAUUAUCCUAGAAGACAAGUGCCGGCACAACUUAAGGAAGAAAGCCAGGAAAUUGCUAAUAAGGAUGUUAUUUGUCGACCCAUUGUACUUUUUGGUGCCUACUGCCGCAACGAUAGCGAUUGCCAGGAGAAUCAUGCCAUGAAAACGCAAAAGGAACAGGAUCAGGAGAUUCAACUUCAGACACCGAAUUCCAUGCGAUGCAUGUGGGGCGAAUGUCGAUGCAGCGAUAACUACACUCUUGUGGAUAACGACAAAUGUGUAAUCAAUGGGGGAGCACACGCUUUCCAUUUGCCGGCAAUAUUCUUGAUACUGAUUGGCAUCACUUUACAUAAGAUGAUAUUUAUUGAGGGAAUAUAAAACAACAUUUUCAAUCUUAUAUUAUGAAUGUGUUACUCUUAAUGUACUAAAAAAAAUAUAUGUAUGUAUACUCUUUAUUUUGUGUUAA